Oryzias melastigma (Indian medaka) is the source of this 1435-nucleotide messenger RNA. RefSeq lists its product as uncharacterized. Gene Ontology annotation, molecular function: cysteine-type deubiquitinase activity. Gene Ontology annotation, biological process: protein deubiquitination. The record is from RefSeq and is a predicted model, not a curated record. Lineage: Eukaryota; Metazoa; Chordata; Actinopteri; Beloniformes; Adrianichthyidae.
GUGACAUCAGCAAUUUGUCCCUUUGAUGACAUCAUCAACUGUGCACUUUGAUGACAUCAUCAAAGGUGUCACUGAAGACCCAAUGACAUCAUUGUGCAGAGAAACGCAUCAGUUCAUGACAUCAAAUGACAUCAUAUGACAUCAUAGGUCAUUGCUCCUAGAUCCCCUUUACUACUAACACUGACAAAUUGUCAGAGUUGUCAACUUCUAAACAACUUGUUACUUGGAAGAAAAAUUUGACUUGUGAAAAGAUCGGCAAGAAAGAAGAGAAAUGAGUGAAAUAAAAGAAUUUGCGAUUUUAGGCGCUGGAGUAGCAUUUGGCUACAUUGCUGCUAGAGCUUGGUGGAAAACAUUUAAUGAAGUUCCAAACAUCCAAGAAACAGAUACGCAAGAGUUAAUGGAGGAAAAUCACAGAGAAGAGUUAACGGAGACACAAGAGUUAAUCGAAGAAAAUCACAGAGAAGAGUUAACGGAGACACAAGAGUUAACAGAGGAAAACCACAGAGAAGAGUUAACGGAGGAAAAUUACAAAGAGUUAACAGAGACACAAGAGUUAACGGAGGAAAACCACAGAGAAGAAAUAUCAAAGACAGAGGAGUUAACGGAGGAAAAUCAAAAGAUAAAGUUGAUGGAGACCAAUGAAAACUUGGUUGAAAGACUUGUAUCACCAACAGAUAAUUUAGGGAAACGUACUGACUCAAUUCUGUCUAAUGCCAUCGACUCUGCACUUUCUGCUAGUCCCCAACAAGAUAAUGGAAAAGUAACAAAGACACCUAAGAUGUCCAGUCCAGUGAUAAUUGCUUGUCACCAGUCUCAAAGAUUUGUUGAAGCAGAAGAACAUGAAUUGAAACUAAAGAGCAGGGCAGUACAUUCAAAUCCAAAUUUCCCAACUAUCUCAAUCAAAGGAAUGUGUAGAAUCUCAGAAAAUGACAUAAAUAACUGCUGGUUUACUGCCACAAUGCAGGCUGCUUUGAGUCUAAAGUCAGUAAGAACAAAACUUCUCCAAGAAAAGAAAGCAGACUUUCUAGACAUCACAAAGUCCCACAUACCAGAAUGUUCAAAAUUGUUUGUGUCAAGCCUUGACCACCCUGAUGAACCCUUCAGCCCAUCAACAAUCUCCCCCUGUUUGGUUGAACUGAGUCAUCUGAAACCUUCACUGGAUCUAAAAAAGCAAAGUAAUAUUACAGAAUUCCUAGAAGCAUUGAUGAGGUGGUUAAACAAGUGUGGGAUUUACUCAACUCUAUGUAUUGAAAAAAUCACCAAGUGCAGAAAAUGCAGGGCGAUCUCAAGCACUUCAGAAAACUUAGGUCCUCUUUGUUUGCUCUCAACUCCCAGACAGAAUGACACCAUGAACUUGCUUCUCCGACACCAGUUUGUUUUCUUCUUCCCCGUUGAAAACUGCAAAUGCUGCCGUUCCAGCGUCGCAUACGAUGUG